Molecule: messenger RNA, 336 nt
Organism: Capsicum annuum
Lineage: Eukaryota; Viridiplantae; Streptophyta; Magnoliopsida; Solanales; Solanaceae
Product: protein Ycf2-like
Exons: 1
Coding region: 1-336 (111 amino acids)
Source: RefSeq, a predicted model, not a curated record
AUGGGAAGGGCUGUAGCACAAAAUGUACUUCUAAGUAAUUGCCCCAUAGAUCCUAUAUCUAUCUAUAUGAAGAAGAAAUCAUGUAACGAAGGGGAUUCUUAUUUGUACAAAUGGUACUUCGAGCUUGGAACGAGCAUGAAGAGAUUAACGAUACUUCUUUAUCUUUUGAGUUAUUCUGCCGGAUCGGUCGCUCAAGAUCUUUGGUCUUUUUCCGGAACCGAUGAAAAAAAUGGGAUCACUUCUUAUGGACUCGUUGAGAAUGAUUCUGAUCUAGUUCAUGGCCUAUUAGAAGUAGAAGGCGCUCUGGUGGGAUCUUCACAGACAGAAAAAGAUUGA